GCUUUGAGGGGGUCCCCGGGACAGCCGGAGGGGACUUGGCAUGGGCGCGCGGCCGAGCGGGGAGCGGCGCUCCGCGCCUGCUGUGGCGGCUCGGCGAGUACCAGUCACCGGGCCAGCGCUCCGGCGCGGUCUGGAAACCCUGUGCCAAGCGUGAGAGUUUCCGGGGGGCUGGCACCGGGUGGCGCCGCACGCCUCCGCUGCUUCCCCCGCUAGGAGACCGUUUUACCCAGGCCUGCGGCCCCGCGUUUUUUCCCUCAUUAAGGACCGUCUGGUCAGAAGCCUGAGAUUCGAGUUCACUUGAAAUCAACGUAUAAACACGCGCUACUUUAUUUACACUGUGCUCACCGUCUCUAGGCUCAGAUUCGUGUUAAAUUGCUCCUGCUUUGUGAAAGAUCUGGUCUCUCAAAAGGCAUCACUGUUUCAUGGUGUGUGGAGAUAACCCGGAAAGUUAAGGACGUUUCUAAGGAGAAUUUGCAGAGGAUGCUCUAGGAAAAAUCUGAACACUGAAGGAAGUGGAAAUCAUGGACCAGAACAACAGCCUCCCUCCUUAUGCUCAGGGCUUGGCCUCCCCACAGGGAGCCAUGACUCCUGGAAUCCCUAUCUUUAGUCCAAUGAUGCCUUAUGGCACAGGACUUACUCCGCAGCCUAUUCAGAACACCAAUAGUCUGUCUAUUUUGGAAGAGCAACAAAGACAGCAGCAGCAACAGCAGCAACAGCAGCAGCAGCAGGCAGUAGCAACUGCAGCAGCCUCAGUUCAGCAAUCAGCAUCUCAGCAGCCCACACAGGGUGCCUCAGGCCAGACUCCACAGAUCUUCCAUUCCCAGACUCUGACCACUGCACCCUUGCCAGGCACCACCCCCUUGUAUCCUUCACCAAUGACCCCUAUGACCCCGAUCACUCCUGCCACACCAGCCUCUGAGAGCUCUGGGAUUGUACCACAGUUGCAAAAUAUUGUAUCCACGGUGAAUCUUGGAUGUAAACUUGACCUAAAGACCAUUGCACUUCGUGCCCGAAAUGCUGAAUAUAAUCCCAAGCGGUUUGCUGCUGUCAUCAUGAGAAUAAGAGAGCCACGAACAACUGCGCUGAUUUUCAGCUCUGGAAAAAUGGUGUGCACCGGAGCCAAGAGUGAAGAACAAUCCAGAUUAGCAGCGAGAAAAUAUGCUAGAGUUGUGCAGAAGUUGGGAUUCCCAGCUAAGUUCUUAGACUUCAAGAUCCAAAACAUGGUGGGAAGCUGUGAUGUGAAGUUCCCCAUCAGGCUGGAAGGCCUCGUGCUGACCCACCAGCAGUUCAGUAGCUAUGAACCAGAAUUAUUUCCUGGAUUAAUCUAUAGAAUGAUCAAACCAAGAAUUGUUCUCCUUAUUUUUGUUUCUGGAAAAGUUGUAUUAACAGGUGCUAAAGUUAGAGCAGAAAUUUACGAAGCAUUUGAAAACAUCUACCCCAUCUUAAAGGGAUUCAGGAAGACCACAUAGUGGCUGCCAUGCAUUACUGCCCCCCACCCACUUGUUUUUUAAAUCCGUCAGUUCUGGUGCCGCUGAUGGUAGCUGUGAGAAGGACACUCGGCUACAGGUGGCAGCAUGAAGUGACACUGUGUCCUACUGCGGACACUGGAAAGGUUACCUCCUCUGCACUGAGAUCGCCCUGCAGCAUCACUGUGAGCCGCUUGCUCCGUGCUGCUAUUCGGGCAGCUCUGCCCACUUAUUUAUAUUUAGAUUUUAAACACUGCUGUUGAUGAAUUUGCUGGUUUAAGGGACAGAACUUUUAAGUGUUCAAGCCACCUGUACAAUUGGACUUUUUAUUUUAACUUUUCCCACAUAAGCCAGUUUUUAUAUUUCUACCAGAAAAGUAAAAAAUCUUUUUUUAAAAGUGUUGUUUUCUAGUUUGUAACUCUAAGGAGUUAUUUUUGUGCCAGAUACAUUCCUCCUUCCCAGUAUUGCAGAACUGAAGAGUUGUGUUAAUCAAAAUAAAUGUACGUAUUUUCCUUCUCCAGAGGGCUCUGCACAGAAACAUGCAGCUUGUAAAUUGUUAGAUUUUUGUUAUAAACGAAACCUUGUAAGAGUCAUGUGAUCAUACUGUCAAAGAGAUUUAUUUUAGAUAUAAUGCCUGAGACCA
Molecule: messenger RNA, 2109 nt
Organism: Alexandromys fortis (reed vole)
Lineage: Eukaryota; Metazoa; Chordata; Mammalia; Rodentia; Cricetidae
Gene: Tbp
Product: TATA-box binding protein
Exons: 9
Coding region: 522-1469 (315 amino acids)
Biological process (GO): DNA-templated transcription initiation
Molecular function (GO): RNA polymerase II general transcription initiation factor activity; DNA binding
Source: RefSeq, a predicted model, not a curated record